Messenger RNA from Scomber scombrus (Atlantic mackerel), 3117 nucleotides. It is a transcript of the gene ezrb, whose product is annotated as ezrin b. Lineage: Eukaryota; Metazoa; Chordata; Actinopteri; Scombriformes; Scombridae. Gene Ontology annotation, biological process: regulation of organelle assembly; positive regulation of early endosome to late endosome transport; regulation of cell shape. Bases 190 to 1950 code for a protein of 586 amino acids. The record is from RefSeq and is a predicted model, not a curated record. Gene Ontology annotation, cellular component: microvillus; apical part of cell; adherens junction. Gene Ontology annotation, molecular function: actin binding; cell adhesion molecule binding. The transcript is spliced from 14 exons.
AGAGGGAGGGGGAAUCUGCGGCUGCGAGCUUUGGACCGCCGUACGAUCAUCAGCUCAUCUCUAAAGCUCCUCAGCUCCGGAAGGUACAGUGAGAUCAGUCACAGCCACACGGAGCACAGGUCUCUUCUCUGGAAACACUUUUCUUAAUAACAGCAGUUCCUCGCACAGAGCCAGGAAAAGGACAGAAAAAUGCCCAAAGCGGUCAAUGUUCGCGUCACCACCAUGGACGCUGAGCUGGAGUUUGCCGUCCAGCCCAGCACCACCGGCAAGCAGCUGUUUGACCAGGUGGUGAAAACCAUCGGCUUACGGGAGGUCUGGUACUUUGGACUUCAGUAUAUGGAUGGCAAAGGUUAUUACACCUGGCUAAAACUGGACAAAAAGGUGUCGUCCCAAGACGUAAAGAAGGAGAACCCGCUUCAGUUCAAGUUUCGGGCCAAGUUCUUCCCAGAGGAUGUGUCUGAGGAGCUGAUCCAGGACAUCACCCAGAAGCUCUUCUUCCUGCAGGUGAAGGAAGGCAUCCUGAGCGAUGAGGUUUACUGUCCACCAGAAACAGCCGUGCUGCUGGCCUCCUACUCCGUUCAGGCCAAGUUUGGAGACUACAACAAAGAACUCCACCGGCCUGGAUACCUCCUUUCUGAACGCCUGCUGCCACACAGAGUCAUGGAGCAGCACAAGUUAUCCAGAGAACAGUGGGAGGAGAGGAUCCAGGUGUGGCACGAAGAGCACCGUGGGAUGCUGAAGGAGGACGCUAUGCUGGAGUACCUGAAGAUCGCUCAGGACCUGGAAAUGUACGGAGUCAACUACUUUGACAUCAAGAAUAAGAAAGGAACAGAGUUGUGGCUGGGAGUGGACGCCCUGGGACUCAACAUUUAUGAGAAGGAUGACAAAUUGACCCCAAAGAUUGGCUUCCCCUGGAGUGAGAUUAGAAACAUUUCCUUCAACGACAAAAAGUUCAUCAUCAAGCCCAUUGAUAAAAAAUCCCCGGACUUUGUGUUUUAUGCCCCGAGGCUGCGCAUAAACAAGCGCAUCCUGCAGCUGUGCAUGGGCAACCACGAGCUCUACAUGCGUCGCCGCAAGCCAGACACAAUCGAGGUGCAGCAGAUGAAGGCCCAGGCCAGAGAGGAAAAACAGCAGAAACAGAUGGAGAGGGCCCAGCUGGAGAACGAGAAGAAGAAGAGGGAGGCCAUUGAGAAAGAGAAGGAGCAGAUGGAGCGAGAGAAGCAGGAGCUGAUGAUGAGGCUCUACCAGUUCGAGGAGAAGACCAAAAAGGCGGAGAAAGAUCUGCAGGACCAGCUCCAGAGAGCCAUGAUGCUGGAGCAGGAGCGGAGGAGAGCAGAGGAGGAGGCAGCUCGUUUGGAGGCAGAGCGUCAGGCUGCCCUGCUGGCUAAAGAGGAGUUGGCUCGCCAUGCUGAGGACCAGAAGAAGAGUCAGGAGCAGCUGGCUGCAGAGCUGGAAGAGCACUCGGCCAAGAUUGCCCUGCUGGAGGAUGCCAAGAGACGCAAGGAGGAGGAGGCCGAAACUUGGCAACUCAGGGCCAUGGAGGCCCAGGACGAUCUGGUGAAGACCAAGGAGGAGCUGCAUAAUGUGAUGGCGGCGCCUGCUCCACCUCUACCUUUACCUCCCCCUCCCCCAAUGUACGACCAACUUGACGACAACAGCGACAGCGAGGAGAACACCAGCACACACAGUGCCGACCUGCAGACUGAAGGCAUCAACGACCACCGCAAUGAAGAGGAUCGUCUCACUGAGGCUGAGAAGAAUGAGCGCGUCCAGAAACAGCUGAAGGCCCUGACCUCAGAGCUGGCUCAGGCACGUGACGAUUCCAAGAACACCCAAAACGACCUUCUUCACUGUGAGAACGUCCGGGCCGGCCGAGACAAAUACAAGACCCUGCGACAGAUCAGGCAGGGCAACACUAAGCAGAGGAUCGACGAGUUCGAAGCUUUAUAAGAAGGCUUCCGGCUCCCUCGGCCACCUACCCUUUCUGAUUGGUCACUACAUCUCGCUCCUCGGCUGACGCAUAUCAACACACAGAAAGAAACACGCUCAAACCCACAAACACACACAUCAGUUGCAGACUAAACUGGAGCAGUAUAAGCACAGCAGAAGCAUCGCUUACACAGAGACAAACUCCUGCUGAGAGAUUGUCCGGCAGUAUGCAGGGCUUUGCCAUUCCUUUGAAGAAAAACUUAGUGCCAAAACAUUUUCUCUUCUUAGUGUUUCAGAUCUUAUUUGUGUAUUUGAUUGUGUGUAAUUUGAUCAAUGAAGACCAAAUCAAUCAUAUUGUUUUUAACCACAGAUGGGAUAAGUAGAGGGAUUAGCCAAAUUUUAUUAUUAUUUCACGAUGUGCACAUAGAGUAUGUAAUCAAAGCCUCGCUUCUUUUCGGUGUCUGUCGUUCAUUGUGUAGGAAGAAAAUGACAGAUUGUCGUGUCAUAGCGACCACUCAGAAAGGGGAAAACAGUAUAAGCAGAAAAAAAUGUAUGUUUGUUUUUGUUUUCCAUUAUAUUUGAACACUUACAUUUAUGUUUAAUAUUGCUAUUCAGUAGUUUAAAUUCAUGCCUAGUUUGAUAUUUAUACUGUAUAUGGGACAUUAAAAAGGGUAUUUCAUCUUGGUUUGUAUAUUUUUGCUAUCUACUAAUGAAAAUGAAAACAUUUGAUAUGUCUCACAGGUUUUUAUAUAUUGACCCAAAUAAUAGCAGUCUUAUGUUCCAUACGUUUUCCUUUAGAUAACUAAAUUAAAGAGAUUUAAUUGUAAAUUAUUAUUUUUUACUGUAGGAAAUAUCCAGCUGCAUGCCAUUAAAUCAGUUAAAGAGAUCACUAUCUAUCUAGGUACUUUGGAUUUUUUUGCCGUGCAUUUCACAGCAUGCUGAGGAAUGUCAUUAUCCUCAAAGCGCUGUGUUGACUCGGACACCUUAGGUUUAAUAUAUUUUAUUUCUGUCUAAUCUGUGUCAUGUCGCUGUUGAGUGAGAGUUGAGCACGUGUUGUGUGCUUUCACCCUCCUAAGUGGCCUUUCUCUCUGGUUGACCCUCUGCGGGUUACAGUCCCAGACAGUUGGUCUUCACUGUUUAGCCAAGGUGCAUAGUCUCCAAAAUAUGGAUGUAACUUUGAAAUUUUUC